AUGCCGCCGCUCGAGUUGUGGAGCCACCCAGCCCGUGCUGGACGCGAGCAAAGUGGCUUCCGGACAGUCGAGUUCCCUAUCCAUGCUUCCCCCAAGAGCUUCACGGCAUACUUGCAGGACAUGAAAACUCUCUGCAUCCGCCUGUAUGGCAUCACGACUUCGGGGGGCAUGAGUGGUGAUUCGGUCGGCCUAAGUGAGAUUGACCUGCAACCUUGGCUGCGCGGACCGGAUGUCGACUAUGCACUGCGGGUGGAGGGCUUCUUCCCAGUGGUGCGGAGCCAUUCAGAUCGCGUGAUGGUUGGCCAGCUUCGGGUUUGCCUUCGCACCGACUGGGCUGAAGAUGCCGAGCUGCGCCCAAAAGCCGAGGCAAUACGCUCCUUCGAGCAGCACGAGUGGCAAGCCAGGCUCACAGAGGAACGCACUCGAGCGGUCGUGCGUGAUGUGCGGCAUGAUGCAGAGAAGGCCGGACAAGCGGAGCCUUCCGUGGUUGGUGCGCAUUUACAAGUACAUUUGUGCGGACUUCGGUUGCAGCGUUCAGCCUUGGAUGCUGCGUCAGCAGGUGACUUGCAUGUGGCCUUCCGCUUUGGCCCUGCAGAUGAAGUAAGCGUGGCAGCCUCUUUGCAGGAAGAGGACUCAGAUUCUUUCAGCUACCUGUUGGGUUCAGCGGAUGUUUCCUCCACGCCAGUGUGGCAGCUGCGAGACGGGAGGGUCGAUGCUCCAAGGCUGAGCUCCAUGCAUUUUCACUUCUGGCAAGGAAAGCAACUCUUCGGUCUUUCGGCGCUGCCUUUGCCGGCCACGGGCCUUCCCCAGGAGCCCAGCGGGCUUGGGCCCCCAAUCUUCCUGCUGUGCCAAGACGUGGAUGUCCGCUCGGUCUCCUCUGGCCGCGUCAUUGGGCGCAUGAAGCUUGCUCUCCAUGCUGGGCCAGCCCGGGCACUGAAGGCCCAGCCGCCCUACUCUCCGAGCAUGCCUUCAAGGGUCGAGGCAAGACCCCCGCCGCAAGUGUCCCAAGGCCCUCUUGAGGCGAUCGGGGCGACCGAAGACCCGGAAGCUGCAAGAACUCUGCGGGGCUCCUUCGAUCAGGCUUUGCCUGGCACUGCUCGGGACGAGACUUCUUCGUGUCUUUGGCUGGUCGCCGCUGGCAUAUCGGCAGACGAUGUUUUGGCCGAAGCCCGCAGGCAGCAUCAAAAGCCUGGAAGUGCGCGAAGCCCUCUUGGCUCUCUUGAGCUCGACGAACUGUGUGAGGCUCUGAUGCGAACCGUGGAAGGUUUGACACCCAAGCAUGCAGUACUGCUGGCCAGCAAAGCCAAGUGCGGGCAGCGGAUGGUAAGCACCGACUUGUGGAAAGGCGUUGUGUUGGAGUUGUCUGCUCGCGUUGAAGCUGCACUUGAUCUGCUUCAGCAGGAGCUGGCGGAGGCGGGCUGUGAUGCUUUGGGGAAGCUCGCUGCGCUCGCUGAGCAGUUGGCAGCCUUGGGCCUGGAAGCGAGCCUUCGUCAUGGAGAGUUUGCUGCCGCCCUCGCGCAGCAUGCUUCCAGGGGUCCACGCUGGGGCUUGAUGGAGGAGCUGCUGCGCCUGCUGGACCCAAGCUCGGCUGGGAUUCUGCCAGCAAGGCCAGUGGCCAAGCUGGUAGCGCGCAGAGCUGAGACACUGCGCAAAGCCGAGCCGAGAGGGCCGAGGCCAGACGAAACGAUGGAGGCUGCUAGGAUUAAAAGGAGACAGGAUGAACCCUUCCGAGCGCCCUCGCUGCCGGCGGCCAGGCAGCUGCUCUCUGCUUUCUUCUGUUUACUCACGGCCGGUGAACUUCGCCUCCUCGAAGCCUGCAGCUGCCUGGACACGGUGGCCAAAGAAGUCUCGAGAAGGCAGCCGUCCUUGUGGUGUUCCGAUGGUUCCGAAGAAGCCGUCCUCGCUGGCAUACUGGAAACUGACACAACCGGAGUCCUUGAAGUCGUGAAGGCCUGGCAGACACUGCGCCUCCCGACUUCUGCAUCACCAGCAGUUGCGGCUUUAAGAAGCCUGGCACAGCUGGAGAAUUCCGAGCUUCGUGUCCGCGAGGCGAAGAUCCAGGAAGCAAUGGCUCUCAGCGACUUGUCCCCGGACCCGGACCACGCCAGGCACCGCGAGGAGGAGUUCUUUGCUGCGCUUCUGUCUGCCAAGCUGGGGCCCAAAGAACUGCAAAGUCGGCUGAAGGAGUCCUGCGCAAUGCUCGGCGAAGGGGGGCGUUUCCUGCGAUUGGACCAGUUCCUCGCCACGGUGCGAGGUGCAGGCAUUGCGAUUGCUAACGCUGAUGUGCUGGAGGUCGCCCGGAGAUGGGCCACUUCCGGUCUGCUGGACUCACAUGCUUUAUUUCAGAGUCACGACUCAUGGCGACGGCGCUCCUUCCCGCAUGCGGUGCCCGCAGCUGCUGUCCAUGGCGAGUCCGGAGUCAGCGAGCUAAGCAGGUUGGACUUGCCAAGUUAUGUCCUCUUCGCUUGCCUAGAUGUCGCUGCGAAGGGGCAUGUCAGCAAGGACGUGGUGUGCCAGAUGAAGGCAUGGCCCUCUGUUCUGGCCAAGUUCGUCAGCGACGCUUUGGUGCUCUGCGAUCCCACGGAUCGGGGAGUUAUCACCUACGCAGACUUCAGGAGGUUCUGUGGCCAUCUCGAUCGGCAACGGCCAGAAGACCUGGCCCAGGUGUCCGAGUUCCGAUCUGAGGUCAGAGCGGCCAUCUACAGUUGCGGUCUUUCCUCGGCCGGCUUUUCAGACUCUGAGUUGUCCGUUUCUGCACAUGAGAGGGGAAUGGAUGCUCAGGCAGAUCUUGCGGGCCUGGUUCGGGUCCUGAAUUCCAUGAGGGUGCCGCGCCACGUUGCUGAGAUCCUGGCCGGUUCCUUCCUGGCUGCUAGGGAUCAGAAGCCCUCUUACCGAGCCUUCCUCACAAUGCUGCGCCGCUCGCGGGGGCUUCUGCGACGACAUGCCGAAGAUUUGUUCAGGGCCUGCUUCGCCGCUUCGGUCGACUUGAGCCAGGUGCUUCUAGAAUUCUCACCCGGGUCGACCUCCCUGCCUGCGGGCGCGGCUGUCGGCUGGGAAAGCCUAGUGGCAGCUUUGUCCAAGGCAGGCGUUGACUUUUCACAGCUUGACGCUGAGGAUGUGAUUGCUGGUCUAGACGAGUCCGGCCAGCGUUUGCUCAUACUGACCGAGCUCUCUGCCGGCUUUCAAACUUUCAAAGCCAGGCAUGGUCCGGUGUUAGAGAGUCUCGCCAAGAUGGCCGACGCAAAUUCAAGCCUCGACGUCCUCCGUCGCUUGGUUCGGUUGCAAAAGGCAACCAUUGCCGACAAGAGUGCAGAUUUCGGUGACAUUGGGACUGCAGCGUGUAUGUAUGGGCUGGAUGCUGAGCUCGCCAAAGCCGGUGGUCGAGAUAAGUGGGCGGAGACUCUGCUGGAAGGGUUGAAAGAUCUUAGAGCCACCCGCUGGGAAGAUGGAUUCCAGUGGCUGGGCGAUACGCUCCUGAGCAACUUCGGUGUGAAUCCUACUUGGGAUGGUCGUGAGCAUACAUCCAAACGGCUCAUCGAUGCUGCUGAUCGUCUGCUGGAGAAGCUUGGAGAUCCCUAUGCCCAGUAUUACCCUUCCGAGGAGUGGACUGAGAUGACAGAGGUUGCCGAAGGAGGCGAUGUUGCCGGCAUUGGUGUGGCUUUUGCACAAGACACCACUCGCGGAAGAGGUGGAUCUCCAGAAGUUGUGGCCGUGGUUCCUGGGAGCUCAGCCGCAGAUGCAGGUGUCGAGGUCGGCGACCGUUUGGUUGAAGUUGACGGGCAGUCCGUGCGUGUGCCAGCAGAUGCUGCCCGCUGGAUCCCUGGCCGACCCGGUACCUGGGCCAACGUGAGGUUCCAGCGCCGGGCCUCUGUGAAAGGAUCAGCCAUGGCAGAUGAGGAUUACUCGCUAACUUUGCAACGACAACCUAUGCGAGUCCAGCCUGUAGAAUUUCGCGUUCCAUUUACAGGCGUGGGCUAUAUCCGCGUCAUUAGCUUCAAUGGGCCGGAUGUGGUGAAGCCCUUUCGUGGAGCUCUGUAUGAUGCGGUCAGGCAGCAGCUCCGCUACCUCAUCUUGGAUUUGCGCGACAACCGUGGCGGCCGCUUGAGUGAUGCACAGCGAGCGACGUCAGAGCUUCAGCAGCAGCUGGCACAGAAGAACAUAGAGGCCGCAGCUGUGCUGGUGAACUCCAAGAGUGCCUCUGCCUCCGAGCUAAUGGCCGUGGAACUCCGGCGGGCAAAGGGUUGGUGUCUGCUUAACGAGUCAUGCGCUCAACACUUGACGCCCUUGUUGAGAUCCCGGGAUGGUCGAGAGCUCUGCGUUGCCUGCGAAGCAAUGCGGGCCGAGGAGGCUGCGCCUCCCGCUCCGAAGCCCUUCUUGGCCCCCAGAGUUGAGGACGUCGUCCCCUUGAAGGAGGGCCAUAUGGAGCCGAAGAGGGAGCACGCGGGGUUCAAGGGGCCACAGCGAGCUGCGCCUGCAGAGGGUCUCUGGGAGGUUUUGGUGCAAGGGCCGGACUUGAGGUUCUCUUGCACGCGACUUGCCUCACGUGACAGACGACGCCUGCGCCUCUUGGCAGAGAGCAUGGCAGUGAAAGUGCGCCUGGCCGCUGCCGUUGGUGUGGAUGCAAGCCUUCUGCGCGAAGCCGCGGCCGACAUUUGCAGGAAACUGUCGGACAAGGUCAUCUUACCCAAGCUGGCCAGUGGUGGCACUCAGAUCACAGAGUCCAAGGGGCAAAUCUGCGUCACGAGCGACGGUGCCACUUUCUCGAUCCCACAAGAGGAUUGCUUGCCCGUCCCUAGUGCCCGAGUGACGCCUGAGAGCAUCGCAGCCAUCAUUUGGGAGCAUCUCGAGGCGAAUGCAGUUCCAACUCUUCAGCAAGUGCCGAGUCUCAGCGAGGUCUCCUCAGCCCCCUGGUGGCUGGAGAUCUCUUUGACUGACGGCUGCGGUAUGGGACAGGAAACGACCAUCCGCCGGCAACUCAAGAGAACAAAGUAA
Molecule: messenger RNA, 4992 nt
Organism: Symbiodinium sp. CCMP2592
Lineage: Eukaryota; Dinophyceae; Suessiales; Symbiodiniaceae
Source: the annotation of a GenBank genome assembly